ACCCUCGAUUUAACGAACAAAUUUGGCCGGUCCCAGCGACUUCGUUAAAUCGAGGUUCCACUGUGUAUAGUGGGUAGAUUCUUAUCACGGAAUUAUAUUAUUUGUCCUUGUACGUUUUUCUUCUGAGACGCUGUAGCUUUACUUCGUGAAAGCUAUACGUUUCUCCAGAAACAUUCUUUUGUUUCUUGCAGCUAUCUGAUCAAAGCUUAUGUUUCUCGAGCUCGAUGUAUAGGUUUAUUCCUCCUUUUGGUCGUUCUGGUACCACGUGAUUCAAAUGUAGCUGUUUACACGCAAUAAAAAGGCUUUGUUGGCUGUAUUGGACUGGAAAUCUACGAGACGGUUUACGGAGAAACUCGCCGAUUCGUUGCAGCUGGAUUACUAGUUUAAAAAAAAACCUACUCUACAUCCUUACUCGAAAAUCCAACUCGAAAUCCUAACUCGAAAUCCUAACUCGGAAGUUAGUUUGUCUCGACACAUGCAUAGCACAGACGAACUGGUCUGCACUGUGAAUCCUCUCGAAUAAAAUUUGAAAUCAAGUAGCUUCAAGUGGUCGUGACCGACCGGCCCUCUCUCACAAUAGCUUUGUUUUGCUGACACACCAGAUUUGAUGCGUUUCUUAUGUAGACGCACUUGAUGUUUGACGGAUAGAACGACUGAGACACCGUCUUCCUCGUUAAACAAGACCUUAGAACCGGCCCACUGCCAGAGCAGUGCGUAGACUUUACUGUUGCACUGUUCCUCCGCUCCUCUCAGUUUUCUCGAUCAAAUCCGAUCUCCGGCAAAAUAAGUAGAAUUUUCCAGCGUUGUCGCUUGAUUCAAGCUGUUUUCCUGUACUGAUGUAGACGCCUUACAUAGCCUCCAAAAAGAGAAAAGGAACACUAACAGAAAAAUGUUGACCUUAAAAACACCACAAUAUUUAAACAACUGUGUCAUGUGCUCUCGGAUUUGCAGCAGUAUGUGGUCGUAUGUUGCUAAAUGGCCGAUGGGAACAAAUACCUGCCCGGUCAAACAACAACUUCAGCUUUCGCUUUGAUCGUAAUAAGUUUUGGAAAACGAAAUAUUCCGUCCGAAAGGAAGGCGAACAUUUCAGCUUUCGAGAGGACAUUUCAAGGCGCUGUUAGCCAGAGGAACAGGCGCUGGAAGGCUCCGUUUUGUUCAGGUGAGUACAAUUUUCAUAGCUCAGUAAUAUUUUCGCUUUUGACCGCUACCCUAGCUCAGCUGGGGGUCUAGUUAAUAAUGUUAUGUUUAACAAGCUUUGCGAUGGAAGUCGGAACAUCUAUUUAUUUUACCUGAAACUGAUUUUUUUUUCUGGAAUCAAAGAACAGAGGUCUGAAACUUAAUUUCACUUAGUUUUGAAAUAGUCCGAGUGAGUUAUUUGUGUCUUUAUAAUUACGCAAGAAUCGAAAAUGCGAUUACUGACCUAGAUAAAGCGCAAAUAACUCAGCAUGGUCUCCAGGGUUUUUCAGCUAAAAAUAUUCUGAUGAUGAGUCAAGUCAGUCAAGGGAGGCAACCUUUCUUGCCAUAUUUUGUAGACGUGGGUCUGUUGCAUCAAUAAGUCGUCGUCUUUUAAACCUUAACCCGUAUAAUUCUAAACGACGCGUUUGAAGCCAUUGUACAAUUGUACAAAAUCUAAAACGAAGAGCUAUAAAGCGCAGAAUUCGAUGGUAAAUGGAGCAAAAAUUUCAAACUUCUAAUAUAUAGAGUUUUUAUGGUCAUUUUUUUUUUUUAUCGCAAAACGUACUACGACGGCACCGAAAGCUCUGAACGUCCAAGAUCGCCAAAUCCACCAAAGCUGUAGCACUGGCACAUUUAUUACUUUACUCGUGCGUUUGAUCGAUGCUUGACGUGAAUUGAAUUGCGUGCACGAAAACAACAAACACUAACAUUAAGAGUCAAAUUAAAGUUGUUUGAUUUGUCAGACGUCAUGUCAGAUGUUCUUUGGCGUAACGAAUGUAAAUUUACUCACGAUUGAUGUUACAGUUGGCAUCACGUUGCGUUUGACUGGGUUUUUCUGAAAAAUGACCGUGUGGCUAGAAUUCACAUUUUUCAAUGAACUGUCUCUUAAUGACUUCAAUGCGACAGAUCUAUUGGUGCACAUAACGCACGCAUGCUUUUCUGUGACGAUGGAGAUCUCGGCACUGCUGAUUACAUUGCUAUCGCUGUGUCCUUGGGCAUAACAGUGUUCAUUUUGGCUGCAGUAGUGUUCUUCUUGUGGCGUGCCCGAAAUAGGUCCGAAAUGGGUACAAACAACACGAGCGGACGAAACAAUCCCGCUGUUACUGGAGACAACGAGGGUGAAGUGCGUGGAAUAAGCCUGUCAAAAAUAUGAAACCGUGAACGCUUGUAGAACGCUGCAAGACUGAAGGUUUUUUGAAGCACAGCAUUCCUUACUACUUUUACUAGCUUACUUGAUUAUAGCAAGUGUGCUAUGGAUACUUUGUCAAGAUUCCUUAGUUUAACUACAACUGUAAGGCACUAGUAGAAAAACAACGACAACAACAAUAACAAUAUUAUUUAUACCGUAGAAAAAAAGAAGUAGGAAAAAAUAAAAUAAUUUUGAGGUAUUAGUUGGCAUUUUAGACCAAAGAGACUUAUGAAUUACCUCUGCUGUAAUGCAGAACUGAGCUGAAUAUUAUUUAUGUGCAAUUUACCGGUUUGUGUAGCACACAUUUCGUUGAGUUCAGUUUUGAAAUGCUUUGUAAUUUGACACAAAUCACUCAGAAGUCAGAUUGUUGUAGAUAUGUAAGAUAAUUAACUAAUAUGCUUUUGUAACUAUAAGUACUCUCAAGUGCAAUCUUCAAAAUUGUGUCAUUGUGUCACUAGAGACAAGAGCAUGUGAAAGAAUUAAAGUUCUGAUCUCUUGGUUUGUUUCUUUGAGUGAGAAACUUGUCUUAAACUGCACGACGUCACGGAAGGGGGUUGAUUGGCUAAAAAGCAACAGGACAAAAUAGAAAACCUAACAAAAGCGAAAUUAAAAAAGCUUUUUAUUCUACGAACGCCAAGUUUCAUCUCUACCAACGUCACGUCUUAUCUCUUGUAAGGUCCUCUCGCUCUUGUUUUGCUGGUCUUAAUAAGCAGGCAAUAUCAGCUCUUUAUAAGCAGGCAAUAUCAGCUCGUCUGACCGGGUACUCAGAGUUGGUUACAAAUGAACAAUCUUUCUGUUCAACUUACAUUCCUCCAGAACUAUCGUCAGUUCUCAUUGUGGUAUCAUGCAUUGCUGGGUAUAUCAUCAAGAUAGGAAGAGUGCUUUUGUAAUGCAGUGUUGAGUAAUGUAACACUGUCGCUAGAAAAGCUGGAAAUUCAAGAAUCAGUACAGCCGCUUUCAAGUGUUGGAAAUAACCCAAAAAUCUCCCAAAUAUAAGAAGUCCCAGCGAUCGAGGUCAUGCAAAAUGAUUUUUUCUUCUUGUAUGGUCGCCCCAAUUUCUUUUCUUAGGGCUGACGCACAACAACAAAAACAACUAAAAACAAACAAGGGUUAUUUCCAGCACUUUGAGGAAAGGCCAGUUUACUCAGGCGCCACACAACAGUCGAUACCACACAAAGCAUCCAUAAUCUAUAUAUGGAGCCUGAAGGGGCGAUUCAUCCAGUUCAAUCUUGAUAAUGGGCAUGAAUUCAUUCGCUGAUAUUUGCUCACUAGAAGUGGCAAGUAUUUUAAUUUCAGUCUUAAGGAAUAAAGUGUUGGAACCUAAUUUUCUUGUAUAUGCCACUAAUUAAGGUAGUUUCAAUCAUUUUCUAAGGCCUUCUUGUUCCUGAACGCCAACACUUCUUCGCCAAAUCUAAAAUUUCUGAAAUGUCCAGCGCAUUAAAGUUAGGUAUCCGGGUAGCGCGGUACGUGUAGCAACAGCUCGUUGAAAUUCAGCGUCAUAAUACUUAUGUCUAUAUUUUGCUUGUAUGCACAAGGAAUAAAUUGUUUUCCAGUUGAACUAAUUUGAAUUGUUCCAGAACGGAUUUGCGCAGUUAAUGUAUAUGUUAUGACCAUGCAACGGUGUUGAUUCUAAUUAGUUUGAAGCAACAAACGAUAAUUUCUCAGAACGACAUCUUACAAAACGUGAAAUAGUCAAGAUGAGUCGCUUGGCUAGAACACUGCUGCCGGCUUUGGCAAUAUUUUGCUUGGCGCAGCUUCGACUUACAGUGUUUGCUACUAAUGCUACAGAAGAAAAGACGUUCGAACUGGGAAGCAAUGUGACGCUUACUUGUGGAAACAUCAGCAACCUGUCUUCUUCAACUGAGUUAUCCUGGAGAAAAGGAGACAAUGUUCUCUUAAACACUACUUCUCAUAAUGAGUCUUCUUUAAUCCUAACCGACUUAACAGAGGAGGCCAACGGCUUGUAUGUCUGCAAGGCAAACUCCUCCCAGAUCCUGAAGAGUGUUCAGCUUAGCUUGGCAACAAAUGAUGAUGAAGAUGGAGAGGAGGAAAUGGAAGUUCAAGGACUCACAGAGACUGACUACACCGCCAUUGCUCUCGGGCUUGGGCUGACAGUUUUCAUUGUAGUUUCAAUGGCAAUUUUGCUUUGCCGGGCCGAGAAGCGACGAAAACAAGAGAGGUGCAUGCGAAGAUGGAAAAAAACAGCUAAGGGAAGCGAAAAUAUGGCAGUGGAAGAAGAAGUUACGAGGAAACCCAUACCGAAGAAUGACUACCACUUCAAAAAUGGAUCCGGGGCAGGACACAUGCAACCCGCGCCUGCAGGCCGGUCAGACAUGACACCAGCGGAGUAUCGCUGGUUAGAGACACUUGGAAGGGAACCAUACUACGAAGUCGAUCGCGAUAGUGAUGUGAAUAGCAUUGGAGGAACCAUGUGGGAAUCCACUGCCUACGUUUGAUUCAGUCUGAACUGACACCGAAACUCUUCGUUUUGCAUGUGAACAGACAGUGAAAGACUGAUUUUCUAGUUAGUUCAUUGACAUAUAUUCGUCAGUCGGUGUUUCCAACUGGUAAAAAUAAGUCUUAGUCGGAAUUUAGAAGUCGGGGGAGUUUGCUCAAUUUUGGGCAAAACGGUGCUGGAAUUAUGAACAAGUACUUUCGCGCAUACGCGAUCUCGUCCCCAGAUCCCGCCCGUUCUCCAUCAGCAGCUCAAAAUGAUCGCGGCCUUUUAAAUGAGAAUGAGAUUGCUGUAGUACACCAAAUGACGCAGAUGUGACUGAAUUGACCAUAAGGUAAAAAAAAAAAGGUAAAAAAUUAACAGGAUACAUAGGCUCGAUUUCCGCCGCUCUCUCGGGUCCGCGUGCCUCUCCUCCGGGGGGUGAGCGCUGGCUCAUUUCCCGAAACAGCGGCUGGUAAUCGAGCGUACAGGAUACAGAACAUUUGGAGGGAAAUUAAUGGAAAUGAGGUAUUUAGAUCAGAUAAAAUGAAACAUCGAGAGAAAGAUCAUUAUUAUUAGCAAUUGAAAUUAACGGGAUACGAGACGGGAUAGGGGAUACUCAGACCACCUCUGAAUUGCUGAAGAGAGAUUAUUAGUUUUAAACGUUUUUUUUUUUCAAGAUAAGGUCCAGUGGUCUAGUAUUAAUUAGUAAUUUUAACAAAUUCUGACAAUCAGUUUUAAAUUUCUCGCAAAGGUAUUAAAAUUGGUUUUUUGAUUUUUGACUCCUUAAAAGUCAUGUUCACAAUAGUGCUCCCUUAAAAAAAAGAUUUUUUCUAGAACGAUAUUUUACGAUAUUUUGUACAGUUAUAACACUUCUCGUUAGCCCACGUAUGCCACUAACUGUGUGUUGCCACGUGGUACAAAUUUUUACUUUAAGUUACAUCUAAUUUUUUUCAAAAUGUAUUUUUGACACAUGCGAACAUUGUAACUAUAAAGUUGUAUAUUUCAUGAGCGACGGUUAGAUACUCCUGGACUGAAUUGAAAAGGUCCGAGGAUGUUUUUCUCACAGGAUCUAAUCCGGGUGAAUCUUGAACUUAAGACCAUCCUGAAUUAUCGUUUGCAAUUGCAGCGAAUUUGCCAAACAACGGAAUUUUUUAACUAAUUGUACUGGCAUUGUAAAAUGGAAAUUAGAAACUCGUGGCAGUUUUUGAAAUAAUAUUUCGCCAAAAAAAAAAAAAAAAAAAAACGAAUAUGGUACGAAAUGUAAUUGCUCGGUUUUUCAGUCAGUUUUGCGCCAGUGUCUGUAGACUGUAAGCUCUAUUUAAUGUGUUUUGUUCCCUGAGAUUUUACACGCGGUUAGUGUCAAUAUAGUGCCGACUUUUCGGGGUAACACAGGCAAACCCUUUUAUAUAUUGUUUUAUUUUUACAAAGCAUGCCGUGGGUUUCCGUUUAAAAAGCAAUCAAUGAAUAUGGAAAUAGCAAACACUGGGAAAGCUUCCCGAGAGACAUUCAAAUCAAUUUCUGUAGCAAAUAACCAAAAGAUAUUAAAAUAAAAAGUAACUAAGAAAGA
Messenger RNA from Orbicella faveolata, 6369 nucleotides. RefSeq lists its product as uncharacterized. Lineage: Eukaryota; Metazoa; Cnidaria; Anthozoa; Scleractinia; Merulinidae. The record is from RefSeq and is a predicted model, not a curated record.